AUGACAAGAAGGAAGAGCCUACUUCUCCACGAGAAGCCCAAGCUGGACAAGGCGGGGUGCGAGGACCUUCUGUUAGUCCGGUCUGCCACUGAGCUCAUCGAGCAUGGGAUCCGGCUCAAGAAGAGCGAGACCCGCAGCCUCACGGACAUCUCCUUUGCCGCCGGGGUCCUGAGCCUCCCUGAGAUCAUGGUGGAAGAAGCAACCGAUUCCAUGUUCCUCGACCUCAUUGCAUUUGAGCGCUUCCACGUCAGGACCGGGAACGAGGUCACGUCCUACAUCUACGUCAUGGACUACAUCAUUGACGAUGAGGGCGACGUCACGCUUCUCCACAACUUUGGCAUAGUCCUGAAUGUCCUGGGGGACGACAAGGAAACCAUCGAGAUGUUCCCCUUGCUGGCCAAGUACACAACAACUGAACCCAACAACAGUCUCAUUGCCGUGUGCAAUAAGGUCAACGAGUACUGCAACAAGCCCUGGAACAAGUGGGGGGCUAAUCUCCUCCAGACGUACUUCAGGGGUCCUUGGGCUUUAUUGUCUUUCAUCGCCGCCAUCUUCCUUUCCGCACUCACUAUAAUUCAGACCGUAUAUACCGUGCUCAGCUCCAACAAAUGA
Eucalyptus grandis is the source of this 612-nucleotide messenger RNA. RefSeq names its product UPF0481 protein At3g47200-like. The coding region runs from base 1 to 612 and encodes 203 amino acids. The record is from RefSeq and is a predicted model, not a curated record. The transcript has 2 exons. Lineage: Eukaryota; Viridiplantae; Streptophyta; Magnoliopsida; Myrtales; Myrtaceae.